Messenger RNA from Saccostrea echinata, 2445 nucleotides. RefSeq names its product mucin-2-like. Lineage: Eukaryota; Metazoa; Mollusca; Bivalvia; Ostreida; Ostreidae. The record is from RefSeq and is a predicted model, not a curated record. The transcript is spliced from 4 exons. The coding region runs from base 1 to 2445 and encodes 814 amino acids.
AUGGGAGACCUUUUUCUGAACGAGGCUUGGAGUGAUUCUCUGAAUGACCCAACAUCACCAAUAUUUCGGAAUCUUACAGCUCAGCUCAAGACAGAGUUACAAGCCACCUUAUUGAAAUUGACAGAAAAUGACUUUCUCAACGUAGAAAUUUUGGGAUUCAGGCCGGGUAGCAUAGAGGUUGUAUUCAGAAUAGUGAUGACAAUUAAUACCACGCAAACUCAGUCGCAAAUCGACGUAUCAACAGUAAUUCAAGCAAUUCAAAACGAGGCAAACCGCCAACUACAGCAAGCGGUUUCUGGUCUUCUUCAGAAACUGAUAUCUCUGACUGUGGACAACCAAACUCUAGCCAAUGCAACAACAUCAUCUGUAGCUUCAAUAACUACCACUGAAACAGCACCAAAUCAAAAAACGACAACUCACUCAGAAACAACUAGUACUGAAGCAACCACUACUCAACCGCUAAUAAAUAAAACAGAAAUAACAACUAAUUUUGAACGACCAACAAACAAAACUGACGUAAUUACAUCAACUACACAGACAUCAGCUACAAAAGAAGUAACAACUACCUCUGAACCAACUAACACUGAAACAAUCACAUCGACUUCUCAACAAGCAGCAUCUUCUUUUGAACCAGAGACUUCCACUGAAUCAAUCACAACUACUACUACUCAGCUAGCAAUCACAACCACCCAACCAUCAACAACUGCCACGGAAGAAACAACUGAUUUUAAAUCAGGAACAACUUCGACUGAACCAACCACAGCAACUACUCAACCAGCAACAACUUCUAUUGAACCAGAGACUUCUACUGAAACAAUUACUACUUCUACACAACCAGCAAAAGCUACUUCUAAACCAACAACGAUUUACAGUGAAUCAAUUACAACAACUUCUCAACCAGCAACAACUUCUUUUAAACCAUGGACUUCUAUUGAAACAAUCACUACUUCUACACAACCAGCAACAACUACUUCUAAACCAACAACAAUUUACAAUGAAUCAAUUACAACAACUUCUCAACCAGCAACAACAUCUAUGAAACCAGAGACUUCUACUGAAACAAUCACUAGUUCUACACAACCAGCAACAACUACUUCUAAACCAACAACACUUUACAAUGAAUCAAUUACAACAACUUCUCAACCAGCAACAACAUCUAUGAAACCAGAGACUUCUACUGAAACAGUCACUACUUCUACACAACCAGCAACAACUACUUCUAAACCAACAACGAUUUACAGUGAAUCAUUUACAACAACUCAACCAGCAACAACAUCUAUGAAACCAGAGACUUCUACUGAAACAAUCAUUACUUCUACAGAACCAGUAACAACUUUAAAACCAGUGACUUCCACUGAAGCAAACAUAACCACUACUCAAUCAGCAACAACUACUUCUAAAACAAAAAGUACGACUGAAGCAAUCACAACAAGUAUUCAAUCAGCAACAGCUACCAUGGAAACAACAACUAGUUCUAAACCAGCGAUAACUUCAAUUGAAUCAAUUAUAGCACUUACUCAACAAGAAACAACUACCUCUUAUCCAACAACUUCGAAUGAAACAAUCACAAGUACUAAUCAGCUAGCAAUCACAUCCACUAUCCAACCUUCAACUAUUGCAGAAACAACAACCUCUUUUAAUUCAGCAACUACCUCCAUUGAAUCAAUCACAAUCACUACUCAACCAGGAACAACAUCUGAACCAGCAACUUCCACUGAAGCAAUCGUAAUCACUUCUCAACCUGCAACAAUUAUCACUGAUGCACUAUUCACCACUCAACAUGCAGUCAUAGGCAGUGAAGCAGCAAUUUCUACUCAACUAAUAACAAACAUUGAGGCAACAACUACUAUGUAUCCAAGAGUAACCACUGAAGCAGUCAAAACUAUUCAGCUAUCAACAACGACCGAUAACACAUCCACCAGUUUUAAACCAGCAAGAAAUACCAGUGAAACAGCUACCGCUACCAUUUCUCUGUCAGCCACAACUACAAGUCAAUCAACAACAAAUACUAUUAAGCCAACAACUUCAUUUAAAACACCAUCAAGUACUCAACUAGACAUAAUUAUUAUUGAGACAUCAACAAUUUUGCAGUCAGUAAUUUCUACCAUUGAAGCAAACAUUACUCAACCCACCCUUGUAACAACUGAAAAAUUUACUACUACUAAACUAGAAGCAACUACCCCUCAAGCAACCGCUACACAACGUACAACUAGCGUGACAACUGCUGCUAUACCGGAUGCCUGUCAGGAUAAAACAUCAAUUGUGGCUAAUGGAUGGGUGUGCGUUCUUCCACACUACAGUAUUAUCACCACUGAGACUGAUGUUGAUUUGUUUUGCAGGUAUAUUGAUGGAAGACAUUUUCUUGGCUCUUAUUGUGAAUUUUACAUGUUUUAUGUGAAUAACAUUGAAAAGUCUUAUACUAAACUCUCAAAAGAAAAACUGUAA